Chaetura pelagica (chimney swift) is the source of this 1122-nucleotide messenger RNA. RefSeq names its product phosphatidylinositol 4-kinase type 2 alpha (gene PI4K2A). The record is from RefSeq and is a predicted model, not a curated record. Gene Ontology annotation, cellular component: endosome; plasma membrane; trans-Golgi network. The transcript has 9 exons. Gene Ontology annotation, biological process: endosome organization; Golgi organization; phosphatidylinositol phosphate biosynthetic process. Lineage: Eukaryota; Metazoa; Chordata; Aves; Apodiformes; Apodidae. The coding region runs from base 1 to 1122 and encodes 373 amino acids. Gene Ontology annotation, molecular function: 1-phosphatidylinositol 4-kinase activity.
AUGGGGCUGCAGUGUUUACCAGGGGACAGCAUCAUCACUGGUGUCUUUCAGGACAAACAGGGUCAUUUCCAGGUGCAUGAGCUGAGUAUGAAGGUCUUUGGGCAACACACUGCUCUUAAAAUCAUUGGUGUCUUCAAGCCCAAGAAUGAGGAGCCUUAUGGGCAGCUGAACCCCAAGUGGACCAAGUGGCUGCAGAAGUUGUGCUGCCCGUGCUGCUUUGGGAGAGACUGCCUCGUCCUCAACCAGGGAUACUUGUCAGAGGCAGGUGCCAGCCUGGUGGACCAAAAAUUGGAACUCAACAUUGUUCCCCGCACAAAGGUGGUGUAUCUGGCCAGCGAGACCUUUAACUACAGUGCCAUCGACAGGGUGAAGUCCCGAGGAAAGAGGCUGGCCCUGGAGAAGGUGCCCAAAGUCGGCCAGCGCUUCAACCGCAUUGGCCUGCCGCCCAAGGUGGGCUCCUUCCAACUCUUUGUGGAAGGCUACAAGGAUGCCGACUACUGGCUGCGGCGGUUCGAAGCUGAGCCGCUCCCAGAGAACACCAACCGGCAGCUGCUGCUGCAGUUCGAGCGGCUGGUGGUGCUGGACUACAUCAUCAGGAACACAGAUCGGGGCAAUGACAACUGGCUCAUCAAGUACGACUGUCCCCUGGACAGUGCGGGUGUGCGGGACAGUGACUGGGUGGUUGUGAAGGAGCCCAUCAUCAAGCUGGCUGCUAUAGACAACGGUUUGGCCUUUCCCUUGAAACACCCAGACUCCUGGAGAGCAUAUCCAUUCUACUGGGCAUGGCUGCCUCAGGCCAAAAUCCCCUUUUCACAGGAGAUCAAGGACCUUAUUCUUCCCAAGAUCUCGGAUCCCAACUUUGUCAAGGACCUGGAGGAAGAUUUGUAUGAGCUCUUCAAGAAAGACCCUGGCUUUGACAGGGGGCAGUUUCACAAGCAGAUUGCUGUCAUGAGAGGCCAGAUCCUGAACCUGACUCAGGCACUGAAAGAUGGGAAGAGCCCCCUGCACCUUGUUCAGAUGCCGCCUGUGAUUGUGGAGACGGCGCGUUCCCACCAGCGCACUGCCAGCGAGUCCUACACACAGAGCUUCCAGAGCCGCAAGCCUUUCUUCUCAUGGUGGUAG